AUGAAUAACAUUAUCAACAGUUUCGACCCUGGCGAUACACAGCCAUUUAGUGAAAGAUGCUUAUUGCAAAAAAAUACCACAAAUGACUUUGCAAACUCAACGCCCAAAUGUGUUUGUGAUGGAGCUUUGGUUCCACGCUUGAGUGAAAAUGGUAAAGUGCUGGAGAUAUGCCCAGAAUGCAAAUGCCAGCAUGAAGCGCGCAACACCACACUUUUAAAGGUCGUUGUCAUCAUUGUUAUUUGGAUUAUAUCAAUUCUGGUGAUAUACAUGCUCUUCCUCAUUUGCUUGGAUCCCUUACUCAACAAACGUGUUAAGGCGAAUUAUCAGGAACACACAAACGAAGAUGAUGACGCAAGUGCUACUGCCCCACCAUUACCAACCGGCAUGGCAAAUCAAGAGUUGAACUCGCGAGCCAAUGUAUUGAAUCGUGUUGGCCAUCAGACGGAUAAGUGGAAGCGCCAAGUACGCGAACAACGUCGUCACAUCUAUGACCGACGCACAAUGUUGAACUAAAUUUUUGAAAUUUGAAUAUCAAUCGCAUUCAACAUUAUUAUUUUUGAAUUUAUCUUAAUUAAGACAUGUCAAGUGUAAUCGGUAUAUCUCAUGAAAAUUUAUAUACAUACAUGUCAUCACCAGCAGCAACUAUUCCACAUCUUGUACAGUGGCGACGAUCUCAUAUCGGGAAGUACUUGAUUAGAAAAAUUUCCUUUUUUGUUGUUGUUUUUUUUUUGUAAAAUUUAUAUUUCUAAAUCUAUGUAUUCCAAGUAAUGAUAACAAAUCUGCCCAUAUGCCUGCAUACUUACGAAUAUUCAUACAUACACUUAUGUGAAAAUAAAGGGUUUUAGCGAUAUUAGAAA
Messenger RNA from Rhagoletis pomonella (apple maggot), 857 nucleotides. RefSeq lists its product as uncharacterized. The transcript has 2 exons. NCBI's taxonomy places the organism in Eukaryota, Metazoa, Arthropoda, Insecta, Diptera, Tephritidae. Bases 1 to 513 code for a protein of 170 amino acids. The record is from RefSeq and is a predicted model, not a curated record. Gene Ontology annotation, cellular component: lysosomal membrane.